Messenger RNA from Monascus purpureus, 1047 nucleotides. Lineage: Eukaryota; Fungi; Ascomycota; Eurotiomycetes; Eurotiales; Aspergillaceae. The record is from the annotation of a GenBank genome assembly.
AUGAACAAGCCGCGAAACACCAAGGAUUCGAUGAAGUCCACCUGGCGCACCCUCGAUCGCAGCCAAUGGACCGGGUUCCAUUGGUUUUACGAGAUCCUCGGCAUCCAUCCCGUCGACCUGGACCAAGAGGUGCCGGUGUGGUCGAAGGAGGACAAAGUGCCCUGGGUGCCUGAAUGGCACUUGCAUCGCUGGGUGCUGUUCCACGCAUUCAUCCCCAUCGCUGUUCAUCAGCUCUACGUAUCCUUGACCGGUCACAAUCUGAGUCCUCUUGUAGCCGUGUUCUUCUACCACGUCGCCUUCACGCUCACCGGGGUUCACGAGCUUCACGUCCUCCGUCGAAUGGGCCAUAAGCUUGGCUUUCUAGACGGCGAUCAGCAUGCCCGGGACGGUGUUCCAGAUGUCGGCGUGGCCAAGGUCGUGCAUUCCCUCGUGUCCACGGCGGCCUUUCGACCCAUGUUCACCAUCUUCCUGAGCUACCGCACCAGUCUUCCACCGUCGUCCAUGAACUGGGCCAUCCUGCCCCUGGAAGCCGGCCUCUACGGCAUCGUCCUGGACUUCUGGUACUACUGGUACCACCGUCUGAUGCACGAGGUGGACAGUCUCUGGAAAUACCACCGUACCCACCAUCUCACCAAACACCCCAACCCGCUGCUGACCCUGUACGCCGAUAUCGAGCAGGAGUUCUUCGACAUCGCCGGCAUCCCACUCCUGACCUACUUCACCCUGAGGCUGAUGGGCUUCCCCAUGGGGUUCUACGAGUGGUGGGUUGGUCACCAGUACGUCGUGUUUGCCGAGCUGGCUGGCCACAGCGGACUGCGUCUCCAUGCCGUGCCCCCGAACACGCUGUCUUGGUUGCUGAGACGUGUCAACGGGGAGCUGAUCAUCGAAGAUCACGAUCUGCAUCACCGGAGGGGCUGGAGGCGCAGCUACAACUACGGCAAACAGACUCGCCUCUGGGAUCGAGUCUUCGGCACCUGCGGCCCUCGCGUCGAAUGCUACGAGGAGAACAUUGACAUUGACAAGAAGGUCUCGAUGCCGCUGCUGUGA